Messenger RNA from Colossoma macropomum (tambaqui), 14753 nucleotides. It is a transcript of the gene vps13d, whose product is annotated as vacuolar protein sorting 13 homolog D. The coding region runs from base 695 to 13855 and encodes 4386 amino acids. Gene Ontology annotation, biological process: protein targeting to vacuole; mitochondrion organization; protein retention in Golgi apparatus. Gene Ontology annotation, cellular component: extrinsic component of membrane. NCBI's taxonomy places the organism in Eukaryota, Metazoa, Chordata, Actinopteri, Characiformes, Serrasalmidae. Gene Ontology annotation, molecular function: protein binding. The transcript is spliced from 69 exons. The record is from RefSeq and is a predicted model, not a curated record.
ACAGGAAACUCAGUGCUUGUGUCAGACUGACAUGUAGCUCAGCGACAAAUACAAAGAGUAGCCGAGACGCUAAAUAAUGUUGUCAGACAGCUCGGCUGAACUGCGUUUCGCAAGACCAAGUGGGCAGUGCGGUACAACUUUGAGAGAAAAAGCCAGCUGAGUCGCUUAAGCCAGUUUUACGUCAUGUUUGAAAAGUUGCUGGUUGGUCGCCGAGCUAUGCUAAACCAGUUAGCAGGCUAAGUGUAGUAGCAGACUGCAACCUUUGCCCUCGCAGCUUUCUCUCACUGCCGCUGUGAAGUUAUUUUGCCUGUCAUUUGUUUGUCAGCCAGCCUUUGUUUCUGUGAGAGCUGUCAGCUUCAUGGUCUAAUAUGAGGAGGCGACGAGUGCCAGGCUAACGAGCGCUAAGGCAUUUCUGUUUUGACAAGGACGGACUUUCUGUUUCGGGGCGCUGGGUAAUUACCGCUGCGCUCUGUUUUCGUUUAUAGCUAAAUGACUUGACACCACGUUACAUUUGUGUGGAUUAAAACGCUUCCAAACUGCUUGCUUUGAAAGGCCACCGUUCACUCCCGGCCUGAUACAAUGACUUCAGAUGACCGCAGUAAGCAUUGAGCGUGCAGCCCCCAUCCGUCGCCAUCGAAGAUCCUCUUCUGUUUAUUCCCAGCUCAUCCCAGUCCCUCCGCCCUGACCUCUCAUAAUGUUGGAGGGACUUGUUGCUUGGGUACUUAACACAUACCUGGGCAAAUAUGUCAGCAAUCUUAACACUGAUCAGCUCUCUGUUGCUCUUCUCAAAGGAGCGGUAGAACUUGAGAAUCUUCCUUUAAGGAAAGAUGCACUCAGAGAGUUUGAUCUACCCUUUGAGGUCAAAGCAGGCUUCAUUGGGAAGAUCGUGCUUCAGAUCCCCUUCUAUCGGCCUCAUAGUGACCCAUGGCUCAUCUCCAUGUCUCAGCUGAAUCUGAUUAUUGGCCCUGCCCAUCCCCAGGAAUAUGAUGAUGCGUGGGAAAGGGAAGCUGAGCGGGAGCAGAAGAAACGGCUGCUUAAAGCCUUAGAGGACAAAUGGAAGAGUGAAUGCGAGCAGAAAGGAGAGUCAUACUGGUACUCUGUCACUGCCUCUGUGGUCACCAGAAUAGUUGAGAAUAUUGAGUUGAAGAUUCAAGGUUUACACUUAAGAUUUGAGGAUAACUUCUCUAACCCAGAAAAACCAUUUGCCUUUGGAGUUUGUAUUAAGAAUGUAUCAGCAAAUAAUCCCUCUAAAGAGCCGGCUCCGAAGCUAAUGCGGCAGAAGCAGCUGGAGAUAGAGGAGUUCAGUGUGUACUGGGACACGCAAUGCACCAUGCUUGGAGAUCUUCCUCCUGCAGAAAUACAGGAGACAAUGACUGCAUGCAUGCAGAGCCGAGAGCAUCAGUACAUAUUUGAGCCCGUUUGUGCUUCUGUGCUGCUGAGGAGGAAUGCCUCGAAAGAGCCAUUGCGAUCUCGCAACACUCCGCGCAUUGAGGGUCAGGUGCAGCUUGAGCCUCUGUCACUGCAUCUCUCACAGGUCCAGUAUCAGCAGAUAAUGGCCUUUCUCAAAGAGCUUGAUAGGAGGGAGAGAGAGAUGCUUUUUCGCAAGUGGAGACCCAAAGUCCCCGUCUCAGGAAAUUGCCGCCAGUGGUGGAUGUUUGCCAUCAAUGUUAACCUAGACGAAAUCAAGGAGAAGCGAAGGCGGGGGAACUGGGACUUUGCCCUUCAGCGAGCGCGCGAUGCUCAGCUCUACACUAACCUUUAUAGCCAGAGGCUUAAGGGAGUUACUCUGAGUCCACAGGAGGAGAGUGAGUUUGAGAGGAUUGAAGAUGAACAGACCCUGGAGGAAUUGCAGAGUCUCAGGAAAAUCGUUCAUGAUGCCUUUCGCAAACAGGAGGAAAUUGCAGAGAGUGUAAGAGAGCCCAUGUCAGAGCCAACAGCCACCUCUCCAUCCAGUUCCAUUCCUAAAAGUGGCAGUUCGGGUAUGAUCCAGUACCUGCAGUCCUGGUUCCCUGGAUGGGGUGGUUGGUAUGGAGGUGCUGAGAGGGGUCCAGAUGGGCAGCCAGUAACAGAUGACCUUAUGCCAGAAACUACUCAAUGGGAUAUUCUGGCUGAAACAGAUGACCUAUUUGACCCUUUGGAAGACUCUCAGACUCUCAACACUUUUACCAGGAGGGAUCACCUCUUUGCACGGCUGGAUUUCUUUCUUGAGAAGGCAGCUGUCACUCUUUUCCAGCAAGACAAGUUGAAUCCAUUGUCCAGUGAGAGUGGGGUGAUUCAGUUGGAGUUUUCAGGGGUGAAGAUUGGUGUUGAGUCUCUGCCCCGAUCUGAGUCUUCUCUUCUCUCUGUAAGGCUUGGAGGGUUGUUUCUCAGAGACCUCACCACCCAGGGCUCCAUCUUCCCUGUGCUUGUCUCACCAAAACCAGAAAAGGUUGCUGUUGCCAACACUCAACCCUUUGGUCAGAGUAAUAGUACAGACAAAGGCAACACAGCGUCUUAUAUGGAGUCUUCUGCAUCCCCUGUCUUUGAAAUGAUCUAUGAGCGUAACCCAAUAAGAAGCAAAUUUGAGAGGAGACUGGAGGUUAAUACCAGCCCUCUCAAUAUCAUCUACAACCCUCAGGCUAUCAAGAAAGUGGCUGACUUUUUCUACAAGGGGCGAGUUCAUACCUCAGGGUUCGGAUAUCAGUCAGAGUUAGAGUUGCGAGUGGCUGAGGCAGCAAGGAGGCAAUACAACAAGCUCAAAAUGCAGACAAAAGCUGAAAUCCGGCAGACUAUAGACCAGCUGCUAGUUGGAGAGUUCAUUGAGAAUAGUAAGCGUUGGACAAUGAGAUUGGAUAUUUGCGCCCCCCAAGUUAUUUUCCCAGAUGAUUUUCAGUCUGACGACCCCAUGCUAGUGGUAGUUGAUCUUGGUCGUAUUCUUCUUACCAACUCCCAAGAGGACCCUAAAACUAAGUCGAAGGCCUCGCAAUCAGAAGGAGAUGAGUUAAGUGAUGAGGAAUACCAGACUCCUCUAGCAACACCUCCUGGAUCUCCUCCUCCUGAACAGGAGACAGAGUUUAAAGGGCAGGAGAAGACCCCUGACCUCUGUAGCCUUAAAUCAGCAGAGGGAGCCCAGUCCUUCAGCAGAAUCCUGUAUGAGAAGUACUCUUUAUCUUUUAAUGACCUGCAGAUCAUGGUUGGUCGCUACAAAGACAACUGGAAACAUCUGCAGGGGAGUGAAGUGGGGCCCACCCAUGUAGUGGAGAAAUUCAAUGUGCUCCUGCAGCUGGAGCAGAGGCUGCGUUACACCUCAGACCCACAGCUCCCUGGGGCAGUUCUCUCAGGGACCUUACCAGACCUAAAAGUGCACAUUAACCUAGAGAAGAUGACUGCGCUGAGAAGCUGCCUUGCUAGGCUAGGUAGUCACGGUGCAGACGAGAGCAAGGGUGACAAGGGAGAGAGCAUCAAAUCUCCUGAUCCUUUAACACUCCGUCAUGAAAAGAUUUUUCAAAGGGAGGACAGCCAGUGGAAGCUCCAUGGCUCUGACAAAAAUCUCACAAAGAGUGUGAUGACCCUUGAGCAGCACACACGGGAGGUGCUGGUUGAAUCCAGGCUUCUCCUUGCAGAAUUCAACAUCAACUACAUGCAGCUUGGCGUUGAAAGUGGAGGGCGGUAUAUAUCUGUCCUAAAGGUAUUUGGUACAAAUGCUCAUUUUGUGAAGCGACCUUAUGAUGCUGAGGUCUCACUCACAGUCCAUGGUCUUCUCUUGGUGGAUACUCUGCAGACGUAUGGCUCUGAUUUUGACCUCCUUGUGGCAUCUCAUAAGCACCUCAGCUUUGAUGUGCCCACUGGCAGUCUAAGAGAGAGCCAGCCUACAUCACCAGUCUCACAAGAUGGGAAGUCUCCAGAGCCUUCAGAACUGGGUCUGCCUUUUGACAAAAUAUCUCCUCUCAGCUCAUUUCUUAGAGAUCAGGAGGCUCUCAUUAAACUGGAAUAUCAAUUUGUCAGCUCAGAUUGUCCAUCCAUGAACUUGGAUAGCUCGCUUCAGGUCACUUCUAUGCAGGUCAACAAUUUGGAUAUUAUUCUCAACCCUGAAACCAUUGUAGAGCUGCUCAAAUUUCUCCAGCAGUCCUUUCCUAAGGAAGAAAGCACAUGGACUCCCUCAACACCACAACCACCUCUGCUGCCCAAUGGACAGGACCAAGAGGAGACCUUUCAGUCUACUUAUGAUCAGAAUAAAGAACUGACUGUAGAGAUCCACAGAUUAAAUUUGCUGCUCUUGCGAACAGUUUCAACUGGAACUGUCUUGGGUGGGGAAAAGAGGGGCAUGAAAAUUGCCACAGCCAGUAUAAAUGGGACAAAGGUCAACGUAUCAAUGGGUAGUCGUCUAGAUGUCAAUGGCUCCCUAGGAUGCAUUCAGCUUGUGGAUUUGACUCAAGAAGGCGGAAGGGGUCAAUUUGUGGUCAGUAUAGGAAAUUUAGAGGAUAACCCCUCAGCCGAAGUUUCUGGAUUAACAAUUCCUACUUCUGGAUUAACUUCUUCCGAGGCUUUAAAUUUCCACCUUUUGGAAAAGUCUCAAGGAGAGUGUUCUUUAGAGCUUCAUAUGGCAUCAUUGCACUACAACCACUCGGCCAAGUUCUUGAAAGAGCUCAGUCUUUCUGCCAAUGAGGUAGAAGACAACUUUCGGUCCAUGCUGAAAUCUGCUGCUACAAAAGUAUCCUCUGUGCUGGCUACCAAAACAGCAGAAUACAGUGGAAUGGUUUCUCUCUUUGAGACUCCAUCUAGGCGAUCCAGAUCACAGAGUCAAAGCAACUGGACACUGGACCCCUUUGAAGAUGAACUGGAUCUUACAGAUCCUAAGGAAGAGCCAGGAUUGGAUUCCUUUCUGGUCAAACUUACUCUUAAUGUCAGUAUAGAGUCGCCUGUUGUAUCUAUUCCUCGGAAACCUGGUCACCCAGAGCUUCUUGUUGGUCACCUAGGAAGCAUUACCAUUCAGAACUUUGUAGCAGGACAGGACAGGACAGAGAGAGAGAAAUUACAGGUUGAAGUCAAAGAUAUAAGACUCUAUUCUGUCAAUACAAGUCACCUUGUCCUAAAGAGAGGCCAUCGCCUUGACAGCAGCCCCAGCUCCAGCCAGUCACCCUCUCACAACAACAUUAACUUUGAAGAGCCACAGUUUACUCGGCAUGACUUCUUUGAGUAUUUAAGCCGUGGAAAAGCCUUUCACAUUCUAAAAGACACCACCAUCCAGUGUACUCUUGAGAAAGUUCCCAUAGAUGAAGAGACACAGUUCACCUUCCUGUCAUGUGAUGAACCAUACCACGGUACAGGAUUACUGAGAGUUGAGGGCAAAUUUGUAAAUGCUGUUCAGGUUUUUCUCUGUAAACCUGUGUAUGAACAGGUUCUUCAGACUCUGGAUAACCUAUCAGUCAUUGAGGACCAGAGAGCAACUCCCAGUCAGCCACCAACCCCCCCACCCCCAACACCCUCCUCCACCAAACCACAUCGCUUCCCUGAUCCACAGGGUGGGUUGUUUGCCCGUGACCCACCUCUUAUCGGUUUGUCUUACUCUUCUAUAUCAUCCUCCCUCUCAGCCCCACUCCCCCUCCAGGACACCAGCCCUCCUCUGCAGCCUCCCUCUUUCACCCAGGUCAGAGCCAUUUUCAAAGUAUCUGAGCUCCAGGUGCAGCUGAGUGCAGACCUUAGCCAAGGAUCUCAGGGUCUGGUCAGUCUGCGCUUCCAGGACCUGGAAGGAGACUUCACUAAGGACCAUCCUCACUCCCUGUCAGUCCAGCUGGCCCUUCGCUCCUUGCUAAUGGAAGACCUUCUGGAGCAAAAUCCUGAGUCCAAGCACAAGCACCUUAUGGUUUCCAGGGGUGCCCCCAAAGCAUCUACCUUCAGCCCUAAAGAAUAUCUCUCCCAGUCAUGCCCAUCAGCGUCCAAUGCCUUGUACCCAGAGAUGCCACGCUCACUGCCCGCUCAAAUAGAGGAGGCCCAGAAUGUCUUCCAGUUUUAUCAGAGACACCCCAGUACUCCUUCAGCAUCGAGCCGGAAAACUAAGAAAGACCCAGAAUGCCCCAGCACCCCUCCCCCAUCACCUUCUCGGAAUACACCAUCCCCUCAUCCUCUGCCAGACUUCGAUGACUCUUUGGUUCACAUAAAUGUGCUUUUAGUGGACAGACGACACCCUGAGUUUAAGACCCGCUAUGGCAGUAUUGGUCGUAGUGUAGAUGUAGACUUCAACUGCCUGGAUGUUCUCAUCACAUUGCAAACCUGGGUUGUCAUUUUGGACUUCUUUGGCAUUGGUUCUACUGCCAAUAACCAUGCUUUGAAAGUGCCUAGUUGUUCUCCUCAGCAAGUACCUGGACACCCACUGUACAACACAGCAUCUGCUGAUUUAGCAGACUUGUGCCCUGAAAUAAAUGAGGAGGAACUGGAGGAGAAGGUCAACACCAAAGUCGACCUGAAGGUCCAUUCUCUGUCUCUAGUGUUGAACAAGAAGACUAAUGAGCUUGCUAAAGCUAGUGUCUCAAAAUUGUUUACGCACUUAGAAAUGAUUGAUGGAGAUCUUGCCUUGCAAGGAAGCCUGGGCAGUCUGUCACUGAGUGACCUGACCGCUCAUGGUGACCUGUACAGGGAGCGCUUUACAACACGUGGUGGAGAGGCACUUGUCUUCAAUAUAUACAAGUAUGGACAACCUGACCCUUUCCUAGAACGGGAGUGUGACAUGAAGGUGUCUCUGCAAAUGGCGUCAGUGCAGUAUGUGCACACACAGCGUUUCCAGACUGAAGUGGUGGCUUUCAUUCAGCAUUUCACCCAGUUGCAGGAUGUUUUAGGCAGGCAGAGAGCAGCAGUGGAAGGCCAGGCUGUACAUGAGCGUCCACAGCGAGCUUCACGAAUGCUUUUGGACAUUGAGGCAGGGGCUCCUGUUCUCCUGAUUCCAGAGAGCUCCCGUUCAAAGCGCCUCAUAGUGGCCAACCUCGGCCAGCUCAAAGUGAGCAACAGAUUCCUGCCGGCAGGCAGCCGUGGCACCUUCUCUCUCAGAGACAAGGUAGAGAAACUUACCAUGGCACAUACCUUUUUCCCUUCUCUGGAUCAGGUGAAAAAUGUUCAGCCUGAAAAAUGCUCUUCAAAAGUAAGUGAGGAAGUGUCAGCAGACAAACUCAAAGCCUCUAGCACCACAACCUCUGGCUUCACCCUCAGCAGGCCACAGCCUGCCAUGGGACACAUCCCUGAAGCAAAUAUGCCACCAAGCCCAGAGGAUCAUGUGUGUCUGUUAGACUGCAUUGCCCUGGAUCUGGAAGAGAUGGACUUAUUUGCUGCAGAACGGCUGCCCUGUGAACCAUGGGACAGUGGAGGGAAGCACCUGGACACUGACUUGGUGUUUACCUCCUACUCAGUGCGCAGAACGGGAGGCAGUCUGCUGAAGGAUCGCUGCCGCCUCAAACUUAAAGUGGAACGUAAUCUAGACAAGGAGUUGAGUCAUGCAGUCCCAGACAUGUCCAUCCAUGGCAGCCUGUCAUCUGUACACUGUUCCCUGGACCUGGAGCGGUACCAGCUAAUUCGUGGACUGCUGGAGCACAACCUUGGAGAGCCUGUGGAGGAGUUCCUUAGACCGUACAACCUACAGGAUCCCAGCAGCUAUACGGUGCUGAGUGGUGACGUUUAUACAGGCCUCUCUCUCUUAGUUGACAUGAUGAAUGUCAGUCUGGAGUUACUUGAUGGACCUGCAUCAUCUGGGCCUAAGCGGUCUUUGGCCAGCUUUGACUUUAAGAAAUCCAAGCUGCUAUUUGAGAGUUUUUCAAACGGCUCCAAGUCUGUGAAUUUGGUGUCUCACUCGCUCCUGGCCUACGACACACGCUACAGGGAAUCCAGCAGUGCCUCAGAGGGCAAGCACAAUGUAUUUGACUGCAUUCUACAGCCCUCUAAAACUGGCAACAACCGGGCAUCCCUGCAGUUGGAGCUACAUUACAGAUCUACUAGGGACUCCUCGUGUUUCACUGUGGUUCUGAAUAACCUGCGAGUGUUCCUGAUCUUUGACUGGCUCCAGCUGGUCAGGGACUUCCUGCACAUGCCAGUGGAAAAAGGGGCAGUGCCCACCCGCCAGCGCUGGCCAAGCGGCAGCAGUGACCCGGGUACCACUGGCGCGGUCAUGCCCAAAACCGUCAAAAGUGGAGUUGUUACAAAACGCUCUACUGUUCCUGUCACCCAGGACAAAUAUUUGGAGGUCAAGCUUAAUGUGACAGGGACAGAGUUUGUAGUUGUGGAAGACUCUUCAAGUUUGGACACCAAUGCCAUCAUUUUGAAAGGCACCACUGUUCUCACCUACAAGCCUCGCCUUCUGGACCGACCCUUCUCCGGCAGCUUGGCUGGCAUUGAGGUGUUCUCGUGCCGACUGGGCAGUGAGCAGGAGACAGCCCUGUCUAUCAUUGAUCCUGUCAAUGUGCAAGUGGAGCUCUGCGGCAGCCCUACCUACCAAAGCAGCUCAGGGCUGCUGGAUGCCUUUAACAUUGAAGACUUUCCUCCCUUGCUGGAGAUCCAGUUUCCUGCUCUGGCUAUCCGACUUUCCUACAAUGAUGUGCAGCUAUUCCUAGCAAUUGCUAAGUCUAUACCCACUGGCUCCCCUAGUGUUGCUGACCCUGAUUCUGCUUCCCAGACAGCUCCAUCCACUGCCAGCCCAGACACUACCUCCAAACCUAAAGACAGCUUCAGGCAUCGAACAGAGGCCCUGCUAGAAAAUCAGCUGACACGCUUACAGGACCUGGGAUUCAGGAAGGAAGACUGCAGGAGGGCUCUCAUUCACUGCAAAGGCCAAUUGGAUCAGGCUGCAACAUGGCUGCUGGAGAACGCAGAGAGCAUGUCUGGAAGGAGCAGGGCCAACUCUGAUUCAAGCUCUCACUCUGCUCCCCCACUCUCUGGGGUGGAGAUUAAGGCUGAGAGUGUGUGCAUCUGCUUUAUUGAUGACUGCUUGGACUGUGACAUCCCCCUGGCUGAGCUCACCUUCUCACGCUUGUCAGUACUGCAGAGGAUUGGAUCUACCCAAGAAGGGAAUGCGAGCUUCACUCUGUCUGGAGAUUACUACAACAGAGAGCUCUCAGGCUGGGAGCCGUUUAUCGAGCCCUGGCCAUGUGUCCUGAACUGGCAGCAGCAGGCGGCAGGCCGGCUCCAUCCUCCUCGCCUGAAGAUGGGAGUGCGAGCCAAGCAAAGGCUGGAUGUGAACAUCACCUCUGUCUUACUGGAGCAGUACAGCACCACCAAGACUUCGUGGUUAGCAGAUUACUGUAAGGAAGACGAGCAGUCGCCACAGUCCUCCGCCUCCCUGUCUUGGAUGGGCUCCUCUGUAGACCCCCCCUCCUUUGGUCAGACGGACGUGAAGCUGUCUAAAAGGAGGCAGCCUUUUGUUCCCUAUGCCUUACGUAACCAUACUGGAUGUACUAUGUGGUUUGCCACCCUCACCACCACACCAACCAGGGUGGCACUGUCUCACAGUGGUAGUGCUGACUCUAUAUCAGACGUGCGUGGGCCCGGGACGGAUGACACACAUAACAUCAGUCAGUGGAGAGAGGUGCUGCCAGGGGAAGAGAUUCCGUUUGAGUUUGAGGCCCGUGAGAAACUUAGACACAGACACACCCAUGAGCUGAAGCUGCACCAGCUGCUGGUGCGUGUUGCAGGCUGGGAGCAGGUAAAGCCUGUAUCAGUGGAUAAAGUCGGAGUGUUCUUCCGUUACGCUGCCCCUGAUCGCAAUAACCCCUCUAACACGGUUGGCAGCCCAAUCAGCAGAACCAACAUCAUACAUCCCCAUGUAUAUUUCUCAGCCUUGCCCCCUGUCAGAGUGGUCUUCUCCAUCACUAUGGAGGGAAGUGCACGCAAGGUCAUCACAGUGCAGUCCGCUCUCAUGGUGAAAAAUCGUUUAGAGGUCCCCAUGGAGGUACGACUGGACAGCCCUUCAGCUCCAGACAAACCAGUUGUGCUUCCACCUAUUCUGCCUGGAGAAGCCCUGGCUAUCCCUCUCCACUUGACCUCGUGGAGGCUUCAGGCUCGACCCAAAGGUCUGGGGCUGUUUUUCUGCAAGAUGCCAAUACACUGGACAAGCGUGGAGCGCCCUGGAGAGAUCAGCAGCAGCAAGAGGGAGUGCCAGUCAGCUGACUUUGAUGACCAGCUCAAACGCAGCUUCAGAUUUUGUGUUGUUAUCAAGAAAGAGAACUACCCUGACCAGCAGCCUGCCAAAACUGUCUCUGGUGGUGCCAAGCAAAUCUACCGGCAACCAGGACACACCAUCUACCUACUGCCCACCUUGGUGCUGGCUAACCUGCUGCCCUGUGACCUCAACUAUUACAUCAAAGGGACUUCAAUCAAGGGAACCAUGAAACCAGGCAAAGAGGCUGUGCUCCAUGGUGCUGACACCUCACAGAAUAUAGAGUUAGGUAUUCUUCUGGAGAACUUCCCAGUGUGUAAAGAGCUGUUGAUUCCUCCUGGCACUCAAAACUACGUGGUGCGCAUGCGUCUGUAUGACAUAAACAAACGACUCCUGUGUCUCACGAUCCGCAUCAUUCUCCGAGCACAGGGGGCGCUCAAGAUCCUCAUCUCCGCUCCCUAUUGGCUUCUAAACAAGACUGGACUGCCUCUGAUCUUCCGCCAGGACAAUGGAAAAACAGAUGCUGCUGGGCAGUUUGAGGAGCAUGAAUUAGCCAGGAGUCUGAGCCCACUCCUCUUCUGCUACACAGACAAAGAGCAGCCUACCAUGUGCACUAUGCGUGUUGGUAAAGGGAUCCACCCAGAUGGUGUUCCCGGCUGGUGUCAGGGUUUCUCUUUGGAUGGAGGGAGUGGAGUGCGAGCAGUCAAAGUAAUCCAGCCUGGGAACAGACCAGGACUCAUCUAUAAUAUUGGAAUCAAUGUCAGAAAGGGCAAGGGACGUUACCAGGACACCCACAUUGUGACUUUUGCACCUCGCUAUCUGCUUGACAAUCAGUCUUCGCACAAACUGGCCUUCUCACAAAGAGAGUUUGCUAAAGGAAAGGGCACAGCAAAUCCGGAUGGCUAUAUCUCCACCCUGCCAGGCUCCAGUGUGGUGUUCCACUGGCCGAGGAACGACUAUGAUCAACUGCUUUGUGUCCGACUCAUGGACGUACCUAACUGCACCUGGUCUGGAGGAUUUGAAGUCAACAAACCAAAGUCUUUCCAUGUCAAUAUGAGGGACACUUUGGGAAACUGCUUCUUUCUCCGAGCUGAGAUCACCCUGAAAGGGGCGACCUAUCAAAUCUCAUUUAGCGACACUGACCAGUUACCCCCACCCUUCCGCAUAGAGAACAUCUCCGAGGUGCCUAUUCAGUUCUGGCAGCAUGGAGUUCCAGACAUAAGAUUGCAUACGGAGGUGAAGGCUGGGGCAGUGUUGGACUAUGCAUGUGAUGAGCCCACUCUUCCACCUUACCUCACUCUGACUGUGAAAGGGGCUGGCUCUUCUGAGGUCUCUGCUGACAUGAACUUCUUUAGAGAGUACAACAAGCUCUACUAUGAGAACUUCAUCUACAUCGCUGCCACUUUCACCUUCUCUCAGGAUGCAGGUAAAAGACCAGGUGUAAUGAAGCGUGUGGCCAGCAGUGCUGAACUGGUGCUGGAUGUUGAACCAAAGACACAGAGAGUGAUACUGAAGAAAAAGGAGCCAGGUAAGCGCUCUCAGCUGUGGAGAAUGACCGGGAAAGGAAUGCUUUGUCAUGAGGGUUCCUCUCCUCCUCAGAGUAAACCGGCCCAGCCCCGACCUCCAGACUCUUCACUGGUGCUGGACAUUGCUGGGCUGGCAGCAGUCACAGAUAACAGUUAUGAGCCACUGAUGUUGAGGCGGCCAGACUCUCGCCGCAGUACUACCCAGACAUGGCACUUUAGCUCUGGCAUGCUGACCUGCGGUUUACCCAGACUGGUGGUGCAGGUGAAGGGGGGAGUUUCAGGGUUGUUUGAUGGUGCAGAGGUAGUACUGGGGCCUACCCAGGGACUGCUUGAUAUGCCCCCAGAACAGCAGUUCAUUUACCAGAAGAUGAGGCCAGGCUCUGGGGUGCUGUCUGUACAGGUUCUGCCUGAUGGACCCACUCGUGUACUGCAGAUUAGUGACUUUAAUCAGCGGCGAAUGAACAGAACAUCUCCCAGCACAGAGGAGGAUCCAAGCAAGGAGAACGUUCAGAAGAGAGCUACUGAAGAGGAGCUUGAGGUGUUGGUGAACCUGGAGGAGGGUGUGGGCCUUUCUCUGGUGAACAAAGCGCCCGAGGAGCUGGUGUUCACCACACUGUCUGGCAUCAGUGUGCACUUUACCCGCACUGCCGCCAGCCAGGUGCUAGAGCUCAGCGUGCAGAACAUUCAGGUGGAUAAUCAACUCCUGGGCACCACUCAACCUGUUAUGCUGUGUGUGACUCCAGGCUCCCUUGAGAGCAGUGUGGUGGACUCUGGACCUGCUUUGCAAGUUAAUGCCGUUAAAGUGCCCAGCUCUCUCAUGCUUACAGAGCUCUUUAAACACCUUAUGGUCACUGCUCGGCGCUUUACUGUCAUCAUUGAAGAGAAACUCUUGCUCAAGCUGCUGGCAUUCUUUGGCUAUGGACAAACAGAAGAGGUGGAAAAGUUGGAUGAGAACCUGUAUGAGAAGGCCACUGAGGACACAGGGCCUCCAAAACGCUACUAUUUUGAGAACCUGAAGAUCAGCCUCCCCCAAGUCAAACUAAGUGUCUUCACCUCACACAAAUUGCCUCCAGACCUCACGGCUCUAAAGGGAACUUUGGGAAUACCACUCAUUAAGUUUGAGGAUGCAGUCAUCAACAUGUAUCCCUUCACCAGAGUUCACCCUUAUGAGACCCAGGAGAUUAUCUUCAAUGAUAUACUGAAGCACUUCAGAGAGGAGCUGCUCAGUCAGGCUGCUCAGAUCUUAGGAUCAGUAGACUUCCUGGGCAAUCCCAUUGGCCUGCUGAAUGAUGUUACAGAGGGCGUAUCAGAACUCAUCAAGUACGGCAAUGUGGGAGGUCUGAUCCGCAACGUAACACAUGGGGUCUCGAACUCGGCAGCUAAGUUUGCUGGUACACUGUCAGAUGGACUUGGCAAGACAAUGGACAAUCGGCAUCAGAGCGAGCGAGAGUACAUUCGUUACCAUGGAGCUACCAGUGGGGAACACCUGGUAGCGGGAAUUCAUGGUCUUGCUCAUGGUAUUAUCGGUGGUCUGACCAGCGUCAUCACAUCUACUGUUGAGGGUGUGAAGACAGAGGGGGGCGUAAGCGGCUUUUUCUCAGGUCUUGGGAAAGGGCUUGUCGGCACAGUGACCAAGCCCGUGGCAGGAGCGCUGGAUUUUGCCUCAGAAACAGCCCAGACUGUAAGAGACAUGGCCAGUCUGAGCAACCACAGACUGAGUGUGCAGCGGGUGAGGAAGCCACGCUGCUGUAAGGGUCCUCAGGGAUUGCUACCCCGCUUCUCCUCCACACAGGCUGAUGGACAGGAGCAACUCUUUCGCCUCACAGACAACAUCCACUCUGAAUACUUUAUCGCUGUGGAGCCCAUAGACACCUACUGUGUGCUCAUCUCUUCUAAAGUCGUAUACUUCCUUAAGCCAGGGGAAUACGUGGAUCGGGAAGCAAUUUUCCUGGAAGUCAAAUACGAUGACCUCUAUCAUUGUCUGGUCUCCAAGGAUCAUGGGAAGGUGUAUGUUCAGCUCACCAAGAAAGCCGAAAGCACUAGUAGUGGAGUGGCCAUUCCAGGCCAGUCUCAUCAAAAGCCUAUGGUUCACGUGAACAGUGAAAGCCUUGCUGUCAAGAUCUCCCAAGAAAUCAACUAUGCCAAGAGCCUUUACUAUGAGCAGCAGCUCAUGUUACCCCCCAGUGAGAAUGAGGACAGCUUAUUAUUGGACUCCUAACUAAAUUAAAUCAGCUUAGUUUUCCAUUUGUUUGAAUUGAAGGCAUUUUUUUCUCGUAGAAUUUUUGUGGUUUAAAAAAAACUGAUAGAAAAAAGAAUGGGCAUCCAUUUAGGCGGUCAUCUGCACAUACUCAUGAUGAAGGGAUUGUUUCAUAAUGCAAAUUAGUCUACUGUAAUAUUCUUAAUUAAGCACAGAUUAAACUAUAACAAAUAUGCAAGUAUUUUAUUAAGUUCUCUGUUGAACUUAGAAGAUAUAUAUAUUUUGUUUUACAGCUGUUUAUAGAGUUUGAGUAGUAUUUGUUGCUAAAAAUAUGCAUAUAACUAAUGUUGUAUAUGUUUGUGUAUAGAGCAAAUAUGUACAUAUAUAGAUACAUACCAGUAUGCCACUGUCUGCCAUGUAUUGUACAUAUCGUUAACAAGAAAUUAUGGAGAAUUAUAUGGACACUGGGGUUGCUGUACAAAACUGCCUUUGAAAAAGUUUUUUUUAUUUCUCUAUAUAUUUGAGAGAACUGUGUGGGUUAUACUUAAAUUGCACUGAUAUAGAUGUAACACAUUGCUGCUGCUCUCACCGCUCACUAGUGAGCAAAUACCAAGAUAGAUCACCACUCUGCGUGCAGUCCUGCCCUGACAUUCAAACCUCUAAAGUUUAUUUAAUUCUCUUUUUAUUUAUUUGUAUAUCUUUUCUAUAAACCUUUUAAGAACUUUUUUGUGACAGAACGUCAGUUAAAUCUUGUGAAUCACUAUUAAUAACAUAUGCUUACUGUUUGUAAUACAAACAGUACUCUAAAAUGCUGUAAUAUUAACACUACAAUCAUCAUUAAUAAUUUGCUAUUUGACCUGGAUGUGAAGUGUAUAGACAGUCAUUUUGUUUCAAAUAAACUACUUUUACUCUGCAGUGA